Messenger RNA from Sporothrix brasiliensis 5110, 1872 nucleotides. RefSeq lists its product as uncharacterized. Lineage: Eukaryota; Fungi; Ascomycota; Sordariomycetes; Ophiostomatales; Ophiostomataceae. The transcript is spliced from 2 exons. The record is from RefSeq and is a predicted model, not a curated record. Gene Ontology annotation, molecular function: protein binding. Gene Ontology annotation, cellular component: nucleus; cytoplasm. Bases 1 to 1872 code for a protein of 623 amino acids.
AUGGGCGACGCUCCCGAGACCAGCCUCAUCUCGACUUGCGCGAGUCUGGCAAAACGGGCCUUGUCCGGAGCCGCGGAGAUAGAAAGCAACUUUCUUGACACAACUGACGAGACCGGCGCACCAGUAUUUCAAAAGCUUCGACGACUAACGGCAAAGUUACAACAGCUGAGCAAGGAUGCGGAUCAGUUGCAGGCAGGGCUGCGAACAGCAUCAGCCAUAGCGGCCAAGCUUCGGACCGUCAUAUUGGCUCACGUAUCCAAGUGUGAUGCCACGGCCGCCAUUGUGGUGAAGGAACUCAUGCGCGUUGGGACGACUACGCCAAAGGACGCGAUCAAUGUGGCAGCCGUCCUCCAGUACGAGUCGUUCUUGGAAUCAACGAUGCGGUUUCUCUUCUUUGCCACGCAGCUACUCUCCAUCUCUGUCUACGGAAGACCACCGCUUGCCGAAGCCGGUGACCAAGGUAGCAGUAGCAGCAAAACCAAAAGUGAAUCGUCUGGUGGCUUCUUCAGCUCGCUGGCCAACCCAUUUAAAGCUGCAACCGCCGCUCUACGCACCAAACCGGAACCCUUCGUGGUGCCACUCUGUCACGCCGCCAUGGCGGGCAACGUACCCCAGCUGACGUCGCUGCUCAACAAAGGAGCCAACAUCAACGGGCGCAACGAGAACGGCCACACCGCCCUCAUCUGCGCCAUCAUUGCCGGCCAGUCGGAUGCGAUCCAGUACCUACUCAAGGCCGGGGCAGAUUGUAGCGUUUGCGAUGCGGGUGGCAAGCACAGGCCACCUCUCUUCCACGCCAUUGAUGCCGAGAACAGGGCAGCAGCCAGCUUGCUCCUCAAGUACGGUGCCGCCGCCAACCAGAGCGACGGCUAUGGUCAGCCAUAUUUCGUACAUCUCGUGACCGGCGACACAGCGCCCGCGUGGCUCGAGCUGCUUCUCGCGUGCGGUGCCGACCCCUGCGCCAAGGACGGGCCUGGGCGGCCGGUCGUGCUACUGGCGCUGCAGAAGCGCAAGAAGCACGAGGAUCGCGAGGACGUGGUACGCCUGCUCCUCCGUUUCGGCGCGAAGCCCGACGCGAGCGACGCAGACGGCACGCCCCUUGUCCACGUCUGCGUGCAGCAGAAGCGCGACGAGCUUGUGCACGAGCUGCUCGCCGCGGGCGCGGAUCCCAACGCAUGCGAUGCGUCCGGUGUCUCGCUCCUCGAGACGGCCGUGAAGCGCAACGACCGCGCCUUGGUGAAGACGCUCCUCGAGCGACGGGCCGAUCCGAAUACACGGGACUUGUACGGCCAGCAUUUGGUCGUCAACGUACUGCGUGACAACACGCUCUCCGCAGCCGACCGGGAGGCCAUGGCGGAACUGCUUCUCCAACAUGGCGCGCUUGGCAACACGAACGACGUCUACGGGGUCUCGGCGCUCGAGCACGCCAUGGCCCCGUUCUUGGAAGGCACGCCGACCGCGUCUGUCGGCGAGACAGAGCUCAGGAUACCGGACCUCCUGCUGAAGCAGGGGGCGAACUCAAACCAGCGCCUGGACAAGGUGUCCGGUGAGCCGACGCUCCUCACGUACGCCAUCGAUCAUGCGCAGUUGGCCCUCGCGACGAUGGCGCUGAGACACGGAGCCAACGCCAACCUGGUCGACAAGCAAGGCCGCACGCCGCUGACGCUGGCGGUGCAGAAAGAGAACGUGGACGUGGUGGUGUUGUUGCUGCAGCACGGGGCCAUUGUGAAUCAACCCGUACAGAACUUGCCGCUGGACGUGGCGACGGCUGUGGGGAACGACGAGAUCAUCCAGCUGCUCAAGGCGCAUGGGGCGGUGUCGGGGGCCAGUCGCCCGGGGCAAGGCGAUGAGGAUGAAGAAGCUGGCUUGACAUAA